CAGAAUUUCACUGAAUUCAGAUAAUAAACGCUAACAACAUUCGCGACUGGAGUUUCUCAGGAAAUCCUCAUGGUCUGAGCCGUCCUUCUAGCUCUCAAGUCUCUGUUUAAUCAACACAUCGCCCAGUUCAAUGGAAAUCCAUAACCUCUUGGUAGUUAUCACACUGUCUUUUACGACUGAUGUUGCCAAAUGUUGCUUAAUCGCCGGAGUCAGUACAGUUACCAGUCACCGCCUACUCGGCUACGCGUACAGGAAUACAUCCGGAAUAACAUUAUCCAGCUGUGUGUCCUUGUGCAAGAGUGAUACAUAUUGCGUCAGUGUGAACUAUGAUUUCGUCUCUAAAUGGUGUGAACUCAACGAAAGGAAUACUUUAAUGGCUCCAGGGAACUUAAAGCAUUGGCCGGUCAACUUUUAUGUGUAUUUAGAGCGCGUCCCUGUACACAAUCUUUGUUCCUUUACUUCUUGUCAAAAUGGUGGGAUAUGUGAAUUUGACAAGGAAAGUCUAAAGAUUUGGUGUCGCUGUAGAAACGGAUAUAUAGGUCGGCGGUGUGAAGUGUGUGGAAACAACUCCCUCGGCUUGCAGGAUGGACGAAUAUCAGACGUCAGCUUCACAGCAUCUUCAUCCAAAAGCACUAACUUACCCCACAUGGCGAGGUUUAACAAACCCAAAUCCUGGAUGCCACAGGACAAUGACACAAACAGAUACCUUCAAAUUGAUCUGGCUCCUCAUCGCUACUUUAUCACUAAGAUAGCUUUUAGAGGGGAUGACAGCGGUGUUUCUGCAUUAACUUUUAAAGUCAAGUACAAGGACAGUAAUAACAAUUGGCAAACAGUUGGGAAUGAGGAUCUUGGGUCAUUCAAAGAAACGGUCUUUGAACACACUCCAUACGCUGGAGCUACGAUCCUCAAAAAGUUUGAUCCACCAAUCACAUCAACGGUCAUAAGAAUUCUCCCCCAAGAGUCAAAUUCUGCUUACAAAUUAGAACUAUAUGGCUGCCGCCUGGUCAAGUAAUGGGACGACACGUCGUACAACUGUAUGUAACUCUUGUGUAGUACAGUUGAUAUCACUUAAUUAAAGUACAUUUUAAAAUGUAUUUAUGGUAAGGAGUGGAAGUGUAGUAACAUGACGACGUCUGACCCACUACACUGAUCGGAUGCGUGCUUUAGGCCCCGUCCACACGUAUGCAGAAAUUUUUGUAUCCUCAAUUUUUUUUUUUUGCGGAUAUGGGUUGCGUCCACACGUGUCCGCAAAUCUUUG
Messenger RNA from Actinia tenebrosa (Australian red waratah sea anemone), 1258 nucleotides. Its product is annotated as venom prothrombin activator oscutarin-C non-catalytic subunit. NCBI's taxonomy places the organism in Eukaryota, Metazoa, Cnidaria, Anthozoa, Actiniaria, Actiniidae. Gene Ontology annotation, molecular function: signaling receptor activity. Gene Ontology annotation, cellular component: plasma membrane. The record is from RefSeq and is a predicted model, not a curated record.